This is a messenger RNA of Athalia rosae (coleseed sawfly), 4243 nucleotides long. It is a transcript of the gene Vinc, whose product is annotated as vinculin. Gene Ontology annotation, cellular component: actin cytoskeleton. NCBI's taxonomy places the organism in Eukaryota, Metazoa, Arthropoda, Insecta, Hymenoptera, Athaliidae. The transcript has 22 exons. The record is from RefSeq and is a predicted model, not a curated record. Bases 207 to 3416 code for a protein of 1069 amino acids. Gene Ontology annotation, molecular function: actin filament binding; structural molecule activity. Gene Ontology annotation, biological process: cell adhesion.
AGCGCUACAGACUGAAAAUUUGAGUCAGUUGACUUUGGUCCCUUGUCACGUUGGGGGGCGUUAUUUCGUUCGUCCGUUUUGAGCGGUUUUUUUUUUUGAACGCCAGCAAAAAAUUGCUGAAAAAAAUAAUCGUUUAAGUUUUCAAUCAGUGGACGUGAAUCGCGUCGAGUGUGUUCUUCUAAAUCCCGAAUAUAAAUCGCCUCAAGAUGCCCGUAUUUCACACUAAAACAAUCGAAAGCAUUUUGGAACCUGUCGCACAGCAGGUGUCGAGGCUGGUCAUUUUGCACGAAGAAGCUGAAGAUGGAAAUGCCAUGCCAGAUUUGGAGAGGCCUGUCCAGGCAGUUAGCAGGGCCGUCACCAACCUUGUCAAAGUUGGGCGUGAGACCAUCAAUUCAUCUGACGAUGCUUUACUCAAACAAGACAUGCCAGGUGCCUUAUACCGGGUCGAAGGGGCUUCCAGACUUCUCGAAGAAGCAUCUGCCAUGCUUAAACAAGAUCCGUACUCUGGGCCCGCUAGGAAAAAGUUGAUAGAGGGAUCACGAGGGAUCCUCCAAGGAACAAGUUCGCUCCUUCUUUGCUUCGACGAGAGCGAGGUUCGAAAAAUUAUCCGAGAGUGUAAACGAGUUCUGGAUUACUUGGCAGUUGCUGAAGUGAUCGAGACCAUGGAAGAUCUGGUACAUUUUUUGAAGAAUCUUAGUCCCUGUCUGAGUAAAGUUUCACGAGAAGUAAGUGCGCGUGAAAAAGAACUGACACAUCAGGUUCAUCGUGAAAUAUUAGUGCGCUGCCUGGAUCAGGUAAAAACUUUGGCACCAAUAUUAAUUUGCUCGAUGAAAAUCUUCAUCCACAUAAUAGCACAAGGGGGUAAAGGUGCGGAAGAAGCUGCGGAAAAUCGAAAUUAUCUCUCCAGCCGUAUGUCUGACGAGCUAAAUGAGAUCAUAAGAGUUCUUCAGCUCACAACUUAUGACGAGGAAGAAUGGGAUGCCGACCAAUUAACGGUCCUCAAAAAAGCGCAAAGUGCAAUCGAAUCGCGAUUGAGGGCUGCGCAAGAUUGGCUCGACGAUGGAGGUGCUCUGAGAGGUGGUGUCGGAGAAAAAAGCCUCAGACAAAUUGUGGAACAGGCUGAACGUUUGGCCGAAAGAUGUCUGGCUCCUUCGCAAGCAGAACCAAUUACAAAAUUGGCCUCACAAAUUACCACGAUGACUGAUGCCCUCUGCGAACUUAGACAGGAUGGAAAAGGAAAUACUCCACAAGCCGAAUCGCUCGCUCGUGCCAUAAAAGACAAAUUGAAUGAUCUACGCUCAACAGUUUAUUCUACAAUUGUAGCUGUAGAUAAAUCUGGAAUCGCGCAAACAGCACAUACUGUAGCAGGACGACUGGAACAGGCAAACAAAUGGCUCCUCAACCCUCAAAAUGAUGACAAGGGCCUUGGCCAAAGAGCGAUCGCUCUGAUCGUCCACGAGGGCAAACAGAAUCAACAUCUUGCUAACGUUGCCGAGGGAUUACCUGGGAUCCACAAAGCAGAGAUAUUGAACCUAUGCGACGAAGUAGACAACUUAUCGCGACAGCUUGGUGAUCUCUGUGCCUGUGGUCAGGGAAACACACCAAGAGCUCAAGAAACUGCUCGUCAAUUGUCACAGAAAUUGUACGAACUGAAGAACCGAAUUCAGCAGGCUGUAGUUUCCAGAGUCGUUGAGGAUUUUAUUGAUAUUUCAACACCUUUAAAACAAUUCACGGACGCAGUCUUAUCCCCAGAAGGGACGCCUGGAAGGGAACAAAAUUUCAAUGACAAAGCUCAUGCUCUCCAAAAUUUCUCAAACAGAGCUGCUAAGACUGCAAGAAUGGUCGCUGCUGGAGGAAGUAGCGGAAAUAAAAAAUUGGCCGAGGCACUUGCGGUGAGCGCGUCACAGGUGGAAUCGUUGACACCCCAACUGGUUAAUGCUGGUCGUAUUAGGAUGACGUACCCGGAGAGUAAAGCUGCCGAUGAACACUUUGAAAAUCUACGGCAGCAGUACGCCGAGACCAUUCAAAGAGCAAGAGCCCUGUGCGACGAGGCUACAGACAGCGGGGAUUUCAUCAGAACCUCAGAAGAGCAAAUGCAAAAGCACUCGUUCCUCUGCGAUGAUGCCAUAAACAAAAAUCAUCCUCAAAAGAUGGUGGACAAUACAGCGUCCAUUGCAAGGCUCGCUAACCGUGUCAUCCUCGUCGCUAAACAGGAAAGUGACAACAGCGAAGAUCCUGCUUUCAUUCAACGUGUCAAUCUUGCUGCCGAUGGACUCCAAAAUAGUGUUGCUCCCAUGGUUCAAGAUGCAAAAGCAGUUGCUAUGAAUACCAAAGAUGGACCGGCCGUAUCUCGCUGGAGGGAAAGUAAUCGCGCCCUCUUGUCCAAUGUUGGCAAAGUUCGAAAGGCUAUUACAGUUAAUCCAGAUCUUCCCCCACCUCCUGAUAUGUCUCAGCUUCGAAUCAACAGUGAGGAACAAAUGCCAGGUCAACAAUACAGUUACUUCACAGAUAAAGUCGGGCAGCCGUUGCGAAAUCAGCCAUCACCGAGCAGUUUGCGUGUCACAAGUCCAACUUUGACUGUCAAUAAAACGCAAGGGCGUUCUAUCAGUCCUUUACCAAAAUGGGCUCGUGGAGGAGAUAACCCUGAUCUUCUCUACCAAGAGCUGGCUUCUGAGGAUGAAUUAGAACAAGCAAUUCGAGUCAGAGGAUUGCAAGAUUACUGUCAAUAUGACAGCGAAAUGGCACCGCCUCGCCCACCUUUACCUGGAGGUGAAUUGGCUCCACCAAGACCUCCGCCACCAGAAACCGACGACGAGGAUGAAAUGUUUAUGCAUGCACCGCAGCCCAACCAGCCAAUAAUGAUGGCAGCGCACGGCCUCCAUCAAGAAGUGCGUCAGUGGUCGAGCAAGGAUAACGAUAUCAUAGCUGCAGCGAAGAAGAUGGCCAUUUUGAUGGGAAGAUUGUCCGGACUUGUUAGAGGCGAAGGUGGAAAUAAGAGGGAUUUGAUCGCCUGUGCUAAAGCAAUUGCGGAAGCUUCUCAAGAAGUAACACGUCUCGCCAAAGAACUAGCCAGGGAGUGCACGGAUAAACGUAUUCGCACGAACCUGCUUCAAGUCUGCGAACGUAUACCGACCAUAGGUACACAGCUCAAGAUUCUGUCCACGGUGAAGGCUACUAUGCUCGGAGCACAAGAAAUGCUUCCCAGCUGGGAGGAAUUAUUACUAAAUGACGAAUUGAUUGGUCGCAGUACGGAGGAAGAUCAAGAAGCCACGGAUAUGCUCGUUGGAAAUGCGCAAAAUCUCAUGCAAAGCGUUAAAGAAACCGUUCGUGCCGCUGAAUGCGCGAGCAUUAAAAUACGCACCGCAUCUGGCAUGAAACUUCGCUGGGUUCGUCGUCAACCUUGGUACCAGUAUUGAAUAAUUGGUAAAAAUCCGCCCCUUUAUUAUACCAAAUGAGUGUUUGGUUUUCUUUUGGAGAUAUUUAAGCAAUGUAAAGAAACAUAAGAAUGAUACAAUUAGCCCACUGCCUUACGAAUUGCAAAUCUAUAAAAAAUGGGCGUUAACAAAUACCUAUAAGUAAAAUUUAUGAUUAUCAAUAAGGUAUUGGCACUGCGUCGAUACUGAAUUACUAAAUUAUUAUGCUUACUAAAUUAUUGAUCGGUAAUAUACGCCUCAUUAGACAAUGCUUUUUAAAACGAAAUUUAGGUGAAUAUAGAACAGGGUAAUAUAAUAACAUAAAAUGUGAAUGGUGUGAAUUCGGAAACUCCUGAUGAUCAUUGUUAGUGUUAGCAAAUCAUGUCCUCCGUAAAGAACAAUUCUCAUUCACGGCAUAAUAACAAAAAUGAACAACAAAUUACUAGUGAUCGUGCCAUUACUUAUUCAAGCAUAUACAUACCUAUAGAUUAUGUAAAAUACGAUAUAUUUAUUAAUGCUAUUGUAGUAGAAUAUUUUUCCACACAAGAAAUGAGCACACUUAUUCAAUGAAAUUUUUUGUGACUCGAAAGUUUCCGAUGAAACUAUCAUACCUAAGCUGGGUACGUAGCUAGUAGAAAGAAAGAAAGAACAUACAUGUAUGCAAUAAUUGUAGAAUAUAUUUUUUAUAAAAUCUCGUGCAAUAUUUGAGAUCCUCUUUGAAAAACGUAUAUCAUUAUCAUUACGAUGAUCAUUUUUUUUCGCUCAUCUCUUAAUUUUUAACCAUGCAAUGCAAUUUAUUGUGAAUAAUAAAGUGACUCCACAAAAUUUUA